UUCCGAGGUGCCGAGGUUCCCCACACUGAGCUUACCGUGGUCCUGGAGCUUGUAGUGAUGUAAAUAAGAGGCCAAGCUCCAGAUUAUCAAUCGUUCAGACUGUUAACAUCAGUAAAUCACAUCAAUCGCAGUAACAAUAAUCAUCAUGUCAAAGUCACUCAAUCCCCCAAAUGUGCCUCACACCGUCAUAUCAUUCCCCCAUCCUCAUGUCGUUCUCGUCACACUUAACCGCCCAGAACAUCUCAAUGCCCUCCAGCGCCAGAUGAGCUUCGAUCUCGACCGUCUCUGGAAAUGGUACGACAACGAGCCCUCACUGCGCUGCGCCAUCAUAACAGGCACCGGACGCGCAUUCUGCGCUGGCGCAGAUCUCAAAGAAUGGAACGUCAAAAACUCAGAAGGAAACGUCAAAGACGUUGAGAAGUGGGCAGAGAACGGCUUUGGAGGCUUGAGUAAUCGCCAUGGAAAGAAGCCCAUCAUCGCAGCUGUUAAUGGUCUCUGCCUCGGCGGUGGAAUGGAAAUGAUACUUAACCUCGACAUGGUCAUCGCCAGCGACACCGCCAAGUUCGGCCUUCCAGAGGUGAAGCGCGGCGUCGUCGCCAUUGCGGGUGCACUACCGCGUCUCAUCCGAACGGUAGGACGACAACGGGCAUCAGAAGUAGCGCUUUUAGGACGCAUGUACAGCGCACAGCAGUUCUUUGACUGGGGUAUUGUGAACAAGGUUGUCAAGCUGGAGGAUGUUGUUCAAGAGGCGCUGAAGUGGGCCGUUGAGAUGUCUGACAAUUCGCCCGACUCGAUUAUUGUGUCGCGCGAGGGUCUUUUGGGAGGGUGGGAAGCUGAGGGGCCUAGGGAUAGCACGAACAGGAUUGACGGGGGGAUUUAUAAGAGCAUGGAAGGUGGUGAUAAUAUGAAGGAGGGUGUCUCGAGUUUUGUCGAGAAGAGGAAUGCUGUUUGGAAGAAUAGUAAGCUGUAG
Molecule: messenger RNA, 970 nt
Organism: Fusarium oxysporum Fo47
Lineage: Eukaryota; Fungi; Ascomycota; Sordariomycetes; Hypocreales; Nectriaceae
Product: ClpP/crotonase-like domain-containing protein
Exons: 1
Coding region: 146-970 (274 amino acids)
Biological process (GO): fatty acid beta-oxidation
Cellular component (GO): mitochondrion
Molecular function (GO): enoyl-CoA hydratase activity
Source: RefSeq, a predicted model, not a curated record